GGCCGCGGGAGCAUGUGGACCCGGAGCGGAGCUCGGGACGCGCUGCUGCUGGCACUGCUGCUCUGCUGGGACCCGAGGCUGAGCCAAGCAGGCACUGAUUCCGGCAGCGAGGUGCUCCCUGACUCCUUCCCCUCGGCUCCGGCAGAGCCGCUGCCCUACUUCCUGCAGGAGCCACAGGACGCCUACAUUGUGAAGAACAAGCCUGUGGAGCUCCGCUGCCGCGCCUUCCCCGCCACGCAGAUCUACUUCAAGUGCAACGGCGAGUGGGUCAGCCAGAACGACCAUGUCACACAGGAAGGCCUGGAUGAGGCCACCGGCCUGCGGGUGCGCGAGGUGCAGAUUGAGGUGUCGCGGCAGCAGGUGGAGGAGCUCUUUGGGCUGGAGGAUUACUGGUGCCAGUGCGUGGCCUGGAGCUCUGCGGGCACCACCAAGAGUCGCCGAGCCUACGUCCGCAUCGCCUACCUGCGCAAGAACUUCGAUCAGGAGCCUCUGGGCAAGGAGGUGCCCCUGGACCAUGAGGUUCUCCUGCAGUGCCGCCCGCCGGAGGGGGUGCCCGUGGCUGAGGUGGAAUGGCUCAAGAAUGAGGAUGUCAUCGACCCUACCCAGGACACCAACUUCCUGCUCACCAUCGACCACAACCUCAUCAUCCGCCAGGCCCGGUUGUCAGACACUGCCAACUAUACCUGCGUGGCCAAGAACAUCGUGGCCAAACGCCGGAGCACCACUGCCACCGUCAUCGUCUACGUGAAUGGUGGCUGGUCCAGCUGGGCAGAGUGGUCGCCCUGCUCCAACCGCUGUGGCCGAGGCUGGCAGAAGCGCACCCGGACCUGCACCAACCCCACCCCACUCAACGGAGGGGCCUUCUGCGAGGGCCAGGCCUUCCAGAAGACCGCCUGCACCACCAUCUGCCCAGUCGAUGGGGCGUGGACGGAGUGGAGCAAGUGGUCAGCCUGCAGCACUGAGUGUGCCCACUGGCGUAGCCGCGAGUGCAUGGCACCCCCACCCCAGAACGGAGGCCGUGACUGCAGCGGGACGCUGCUCGACUCUAAGAACUGCACAGAUGGCCUGUGUAUGCAAAAUAAGAAAACUCUAAGCGACCCCAACAGCCACCUGCUGGAGGCCUCAGGGGACGCGGCGCUGUACGCGGGGCUCGUGGUGGCUGUCUUCGUGGUCGUGGCAAUCCUCAUGGCGGUGGGGGUGGUGGUGUACCGCCGCAACUGCCGUGACUUCGACACAGACAUCACUGACUCAUCUGCCGCCCUGACUGGUGGUUUCCACCCUGUCAACUUCAAGACGGCCAGGCCCAACAACCCGCAGCUCCUACACCCCUCUGUGCCUCCUGACCUGACAGCCAGUGCCGGCAUCUACCGUGGACCCGUGUAUGCCCUGCAGGACUCCACCGACAAGAUCCCCAUGACCAACUCUCCUCUGCUGGACCCCUUACCCAGCCUUAAGGUCAAGGUCUACAGCUCCAGCACCACGGGCUCUGGGCCAGGCCUGGCAGACGGGGCUGACCUGCUGGGGGUCCUGCCGCCGGGCACAUACCCUAGUGAUUUCACCCGGGACACCCACCUCCUGCACCUGCGCAGCGCCAGCCUUGGUUCCCAGCAGCUCUUGGGCCUGCCCCGAGACCCGGGGAGCAGCGUCAGCGGCACCUUUGGCUUCCUGGGUGGGAGGCUCAGCAUCCCUGGCACAGGGGUCAGCCUACUGGUGCCCAAUGGAGCCAUUCCCCAGGGCAAGUUCUACGAGAUGUAUCUACUCAUCAACAAGGCAGAAAGCACCCUCCCGCUUUCAGAAGGGACCCAGACAGUAUUGAGCCCCUCGGUGACCUGCGGACCCACAGGCCUCCUGCUGUGCCGCCCCGUCAUCCUCACCGUGCCCCACUGUGCCGAAGUCAGUGCCGGUGACUGGAUCUUUCAGCUCAAGACCCAGGCCCACCAGAGCCACUGGGAGGAGGUGGUGACCCUGGAUGAGGAGACCCUGAACACACCCUGCUACUGCCAGCUGGAGCCCAGGGCCUGCCAUAUCCUGCUGGACCAGCUGGGCACCUAUGUGUUCACGGGCGAGUCCUAUUCCCGCUCAGCAGUCAAGCGGCUCCAGCUGGCCGUCUUCGCCCCCGCCCUCUGCACCUCCCUGGAGUACAGCCUCCGGGUCUACUGCCUGGAGGACACACCUGUAGCACUGAAGGAGGUGCUAGAGCUGGAGCGGACUCUGGGUGGCUACUUGGUGGAGGAGCCAAAACCCCUGAUGUUCAAAGACAGUUACCACAACCUGCGCCUCUCCCUCCAUGACCUCCCCCACGCCCAUUGGAGGAGCAAGCUGCUGGCCAAAUACCAGGAGAUCCCCUUCUAUCACAUCUGGAGCGGCAGCCAGAAGGCCCUCCACUGCACUUUCACCCUGGAGAGGCACAGCUUGGCCUCCACAGAGCUCACCUGCAAGAUCUGCGUUCGGCAAGUGGAAGGGGAGGGCCAGAUAUUCCAGCUGCACACCACUCUGGCGGAGACACCUGCUGGCUCCCUGGACACUCUCUGCUCUGCCCCUGGCAGCGCCGUCACCACCCAGCUGGGACCUUACGCCUUCAAGAUCCCGCUGUCCAUCCGCCAGAAGAUAUGCAACAGCCUAGAUGCCCCCAACUCACGGGGCAAUGACUGGCGAAUGUUGGCGCAGAAGCUUUCUAUGGACCGGUACCUGAAUUACUUUGCCACCAAAGCGAGCCCCACGGGUGUGAUCCUGGACCUCUGGGAAGCUCUGCAGCAGGACGAUGGGGACCUCAACAGCCUGGCGAGUGCCUUGGAGGAGAUGGGCAAGAGUGAGAUGCUGGUGGCUGUGGCCACUGACGGGGACUGCUGAGCCUCCUGGGACGGCAGGCUGGCAGGGACUGACAGGUGGCAGGUGCAGGGAGGCCUGCGGGAGCCUCCUGAUGAGGAUGUUUGGCCUCUGCUUCCUCCCAGUUCACAGCCAGAGUUGCCUCUCCUCCUCCUCUUCCCCAACCCCCAGACCACAACCAGCCUUAGAAAAUCCAUGUACUCUGUUGUUAGAGGGCCCAGAGUUCCUUCUCCAUCCCCGUUCUCUGUCUGUUGGCCUGAGAUCUCCGUGCGGGAACCAAGAUGGGGCUGAAGCCUCUGGAGGCGGUUGGGGCAGGCAGGAGGCCCUCCCUCCACCCCCCUACCCUCAGCCUGGCAACUUCUGAGUUCCAUGGGUUUUAGUUCCGUUCUUCAUUUUCUUCCUCCCUUAUUGAUUUAUCCUUUCUCCCUAAGCCCCCUUCUGCUUCCACGCCCUUUUCCUCUUUGAAGAGUCAAGUACAAUUCAGACAAACUGCUUUCUCCUGUCCAAAAGCAAAAAGGUAAAGGAAAGAAAGAAAGCUUCAGUCCGCUAGUAAGGCUCAAAGAAGAAGAAAAACACCAAAACCACAAGGGAAAAGAAAAACCCAGUUUCUUAGGAAACGCUAAUGAUUUAUUAUCCAGAUUAUUUGGAUAAGUCCUUUUUAAGAAAAAAAAAAAAAGAAAAUGAAAAACAACACAAAAAAAUAGAAAACUCUUUUCUUGAGUGUGGAUGAGAAUGGGCACACUCACACUUCUGGCCAGGAGUGAAUGUGCCUCUGUGUGUGUGUGUGUGUGUGUGUGUACAUGUACGCGUGUGCAUUGGGGAGAGAGAGACUGAACAGAGAGUACUUUGCUGCUAACAAAUCCAUCUUGGACUGAAUUCUGACAAGGCCUCAGUUUCCCCAGUUGUGCAGGGAGUAGAUCAGACAGGGUUUUCACUGUCUAGAUUUAGCUGGCUAGAUUUCCCUCUAAAAUCUUAAGCAGAUACUGAAUCCGUAAAGCCAAGGAGUGCUAAGGGCUGGAGUGGGUGGGCCCUCCCUCCCACAGCCCCAGGGAGAUACCUCUGGGCUCCUGGGAAUCUGGAUUAAGAAAGUUGGGAUGAAAGAGGAGGCCGGCUGUGAGCCAGGGAGAAUGUUCCAGUCUGGUUUUGGUCUGGUGGCUCCUAGAAAGGGAUGUGGCUCAGAAGUGGGACUCAAACAGAGAGACGAAGUGGGGGAGGAAAGUCCUCUACAGACAUCUCUCUCCUGGGGGCUGGAUAGCUUUACCCUAAGGUGGGGCCAGCCCUGACACCCUCAUCCCAUCCUCAGCCCAGCAGCCUCUGGAGCAGGGUGACGCUCUCUUGAUGGCCAGGAAUCCAGAAUCUGCCCUUCCCGAGCCUUGGUUUCUCCUUCUGUAAAGCAGAGUGAUGGCUGAGAGGUCCUUUCUAGCUCCAGAAGCCGGAGCUUCCCAGUGUCAGUCAACCCUGCAGUGUGGGAGGCUGGGAGGCGGGUGGCCUGGCUGUGCUUUGCAUGCCCAGGAGUGGAGGAGGAGGCUGAGAAGCUGGUUUCCCAGCUCUGAUCUCCACAGGCACCUCCUAUAACCCUCCUCUUACCCACCCCGCCAUGGUCUGGGAGAUCUGAAAUAACCUUUCCCAGUGGGUGGGAUUGCCAGGGUAGAGGGGACGGCACGCACUACCCCCACCCAACCUGUUCCAGGGGCCCUGCAUGGUGCAGGAUGAGUCUCUGCCCUGUGCAACUGCCUGUCAGUGGCUGGGACAGGAUCUUGCAGCCAGCACAGAGGCCUCAUCAAAGGCCUCUCCCUCUUGGCACUCCAGGCAGGGCAAGUGCCAGCUUCCCCAACACUUCCGGGCAGUGACCCUAGGGCGUGCCCUAGCAGGCCUCUGAGCAGCCACUGGGACCCGUCUCAGCACAUCCUGGCCUUUGAAAGUCUGAUAUCCUGAGAGGAGGGCAGGUUUUAGGGCUGCAGUUCCAGCCAGCGUCCCCAGCUUGGCUUCUCUGCCAUGGACUCGGCAGCUCGCGGGGCUUCUUACCACCCACCAGCCCCCUGGAGUGUGGCCUGGCUGUGGGCAGAGGAGGACUUGCCUGGAGAUUUGAGAGAGGAUUCCUUCUACCAGGGCUGCUGAGGGCGAGGUCUGCAUCAGGGGCUGGACCCUGACUGGGUCUGGAGGCUGAGACUAAGGCUCUCAACCCUGGUGCCUCCAGGCACCAGGAUGCUGCCUCGGAUGAAGGAAAGUGCCAGAUGACGGGCAUUUUCCCUGCCGAAGUGCCCGUCCCAUGGGCUCAGCCUCACUGGUCACUGUUAGCCCAUGCACACGUGUGGGCCUCGGUCACGUGGCUUUGAGGGCAGUCUGACCAGGCUAGACCACACGUGCCGUGACAGGGGGUGCCAUUCCCCUUGCAGGCUCUGACAUGUCCACAUGCAGCCUGGCCGUCCAAAGACCAGGAAUCGAGUUGCAAAUCUGCCAUUAAACUGCUGUGCGACUUCCGGCAUAUCACUGCCUUCUCUGGGCUUCAGUGUCCUUUUCAUACCUAGAAUGCUGCAGUCUGAGGCUCUUUGGGUUCAGACACACCGUUGUAGGCUUCCGUAGGGGACCCUGUGAUCUGCCGUGCCCCUCCUCCCUGUUCUUUUCUGUCCUCCCCGCCCCACCCUCAGAAGCUGCUUGCUCUGCCCCCGAGACAGGAGCUUGACGGAUGAGGUGCAGCCAGCCACCCAGGUGCCAUUUCCAGUCUGACUUCUGGAAAUGUGCACCAUGUCCUAGAGCACAGACCCAUUGACUGGAGCCUCCUGGGAGGGUUCAAACCGUCCAGCUCUACGAGAAAUGCCCAGAAAGAAUUUGCCGACUCCAUCCGUCUGUGGAGGCUGUCUGCCUCCGGGGUGGAAUCGGUGAUUUCUCCUCCAAUUCAGACCCGAGAGGUAGCCCCAGAAGGCAUGUACCUGGUGGGCAGCAGCUCAGGUACCGUUGGGGGUUGCAGGGCCCUUACGCAGGUGUUUCUCUCUCUCUCCUCUCUGGGGUGCGCGUGUGCGUGCGCGUGCGUGUACCUGUGCUGUUCUCUGUGAGCACAUCAGGGUGCCCCUCCGAGAACACGUGCACGUGUCCCCACCUGAGCAAGCGUGUGUGUGUGCUCCUCUGCGUCCCAGGUUUGGACGUCUGGAGGUUGGUGUGCCUGUCUUCUGCCCUCCCUGAGCCCACAGGGUCAGUCAGUGUAUCUUCUACGUGCCUCUCCCUCUGCCUUCUCUCACAGUGCCCCCGGCUCCAAAGCUCAGGGGUAGGGGUUCUCCUGAAGGUGCAGGAGACCCUCCUCAUCUCCUGGACCCUCCAGGGCACUCUGGUCCCUAUUCCCCAGCUCCCAGGCAGCUGAGCCGGGUCUCUUAGGGGAGGUGACCAGCAGCUUCGGUGCAGGGAGCUCUUGGUGGGGCAAAGGGCUGGACCCCUGCCAGGUCCGUGGACAUGGUUAUAUGCCCGGGAGGGGCGGGUGCAGGGCCCCAGGGAUGGCCCCCAACCCCACCUCUGUUUAUUCUGUAAACUACAACCUAUAAAUAACCUUUAGCAUUCCUAUUGUAACAAAAUUAAUUUUUAUGAAAUAAAUUAUAUUUCCUAGUCUAAUAAAAUCUGGGUUGCAUUU
Molecule: messenger RNA, 6445 nt
Organism: Mandrillus leucophaeus (drill)
Lineage: Eukaryota; Metazoa; Chordata; Mammalia; Primates; Cercopithecidae
Gene: UNC5B
Product: unc-5 homolog B (C. elegans)
Exons: 17
Coding region: 13-2850 (945 amino acids)
Biological process (GO): anterior/posterior axon guidance; netrin-activated signaling pathway
Cellular component (GO): membrane
Molecular function (GO): protein binding; netrin receptor activity
Source: RefSeq, a predicted model, not a curated record